AGAGAGAGAGAUCUUGUCAAAACGCCGAGAAAAAAGUAGCCGUCGAGAAGAGAGAGUCUGAGGCUUUCAUUGCAGAACCAGACUAGAACGAACCGGCUUGUGGAAUAGCAAAAAGCAGGCUGGCAUCGGCACUGGCACUGGUACCGGUACCGGGUUGGUCUGAUUAGUAAUUGUGUUCUUGUGUUAUUUUGCAUGGCAGAGACGGACAGUAUGAAAAAAUUAAGGGGGGGCGAGAAAGAACCAACUUUAAUAGAAAUGUCCCCGAAGACGGACGAAUCAAGUGGAGAUGGGGUAGCAGUGCUGACCGGGUACAGGAUGAAAUGGCUGGCAGGGGAAGACAAUAAUGGACACGGCUGUCUACCAAGCUCCGCCACAGCCUCCCACCUUCCCGGCAUUCCCGAGACCCUUAGCACCAGAGAGUCCUCCUGCCUCAUCUCCAGUAUGCAAGGGAUCUGGAGGAAGAGGGUGCUGUUCCUGAAAUGCCGCUGCAGGAUAGAGAAAAGGCCUCAGAGCAAAGACUCAAUUUUCUUCAGGGAUGGCAUCCGGAGGAUCGACUUUGUCCUCUCGUACGUCGACGACCCCACGAAGGACGGAGAGAAGAAAGCGGAAAGGAGAAAGGAAUUUGAAAUUAAUUUGCAGAAGGCCGGUCUGGAACUGGAGACAGAGGGUAAAAAUGAGUCGGACGACGGGAAGACGUACUUCCUGAAGAUCCACUCUCCAUGGGAUGUGCUGGCCACGUACGCGGAGGUCCUGAAGAUCAAAGUGCCCUUCAAGGAGAGCGACAUCCCCAGCGACAGCGAGACGCCCCUGAGCUGGCUGUUCAAGCCCUUCAAACUCCCGCCCGAGGUGAUGUACCCCGAGCCCGACUACUUCACCUCGCCAUUCGAGAAGAACAAGCCGGGCUUCUUCCUCAUCGAGGACAAGGACACCGUCUUCCCCCCCUCCACCCGCAACAGGAUCGUGUACUACAUUCUCUCACGGUGCCCUUACGCGACAGAGGAGGGAAAGAAAAAACUGGGAAUCAAGCGGCUUCUGAACAACGGCUCCUACACGACAGCCUUCCCGCUUCACGACUGCCGGUACUGGAAGAAAGCAAGGGAUCAGAACUGUGAGAAUGAAAGGUUCACCCUGUACAGAUCAUGGGCCAGGUUCAUGUGCUUCUACAAGGAGCAGCCCCUGAAUCUCAUCAGGAAGUACUACGGAGAGAAGAUUGGCAUCUACUUUGCCUGGCUGGGUUUCUACACAGAAAUGCUUUUCUAUGCGGCGCUCGUUGGUUUAAUCUGUUUCUGUUACGGCGCUUCCACCUACAGUGAUAAUGUGUGGAGCCAGGAAAUCUGCAGUGUGGAUAUCGGAGGCGAGAUUGUCAUGUGUCCUCUGUGUGACCGGAAGUGUGGUUAUUGGAAACUGAACACAACCUGCGAAUCCUCCUUUCAAUCCCAUCUGUUUGACAAUGUGGGCACAUUAUUCUUUGCCAUGUUCAUGGGCAUAUGGGUGACCAUGUUCCUGGAGUUCUGGAAGCGCCGACAGGCCCGGCUGGAGUACGAGUGGGACCUGGUGGACUUCGAGGAGGAGCAGCAGCAGCUCCAGCUCCGGCCCGAGUACGAGACCAAGUGCACCAGGCGCAGGAUGAACCCCGUCACCCAGGAAUUGGAGCCCUUCCUGCCCUUAACAAGCAAGUGUGCGCGUUUCUGUUUGUCUGGAGCCACCGUCGUGUUUUGGAUCGCCCUCAUCAUCGCCUGCAUCAUCGCCGUGAUUGCGUACCGCCUCGCUGUUUACGCCGCCUUCGCCAGCAUCAUGAAGGAGAACCAGACCCAGGACCUGCAGCUGGUGGGCUCCCUGAUCACCCCGCAGCUCGCCACCUCCGUCACAGCCUCCUGCCUCAACUUUGUGGUCAUCAUGAUCCUGAACAUCCUGUAUGAGCGAGUCGCUAUCUGGAUCACUGAUAUGGAAAUCCCCAAGACUCACCUGGAGUAUGAGAACCGGUUGACCAUGAAGAUGUUCCUCUUCCAGUUCGUCAACUACUACUCCUCCUGCUUCUAUGUGGCCUUCUUCAAGGGCAAGUUCGUGGGCUACCCCGGCAACUACACCUACAUGUUCGGAGUGCUGAGAAACGAGGAGUGUGACCCCGGCGGCUGUCUCAUUGAACUCACCACUCAGCUUCUCAUUGUCAUGGCUGGCAAGCAAAUCUGGGGUAACAUUCAGGAAGCCCUUGUGCCGUGGUUGAAGAACUGGUGGGGAAGCCGCAAGGCGCGCAAUCACCCUGAGGGCUUGUACACCCGCUGGGAGCAGGACCACGAUCUCCAGUGCCUCGGACAGCUGGGGCUGUUCUACGAGUACCUGGAGAUGGUGAUCCAGUUUGGGUUCAUCACCCUGUUCGUGGCCUCCUUCCCCCUGGCUCCUCUCCUCGCUCUCUGCAACAACAUCCUGGAAGUACGCGUGGAUGCCUGGAAGUUCACCACCCAGUUCCGCAGGCCUGUGGCGGCUAAGGCCCACAGCAUCGGAGCGUGGCAGGAGAUCCUCAACGGAGUGGCCAUCCUGUCUGUCGUCACCAACGCUUUCAUCGUGGCCUUCACCUCAGACAUGAUCCCACGGUUGGUGUAUUACUAUGCCUACCACCCUGGCACGGAGAACUCCAUGGAGGGGUACAUCAACAACAGCCUGUCCGUCUUCAACAUCCACCAGUUCAAGCCCCACAACAUGCCGGAGGAUGGAGAGAGCCCCAGCUGGUUCAACAGCUCCAUCAUCACCAGCUGCAGGUACAGAGAUUACCGUUAUCCUCCAGGGCAUGAUAAGGAGUACGAGCACACCAUGCAGUUCUGGCACGUCCUGGCGGCCAAAAUGGCCUUCAUUAUCAUCAUGGAGCACGUGGUGUUCAUGGUGAAGUUCUUCGUGGCCUGGAUGAUCCCGGACGUCCCAAAUGACGUGAAGGCGCGGGUGAAGAGGGAGAAGUACCUCACCCAGGAGUACCUGCACAACUACGAGAUCGAGAUGCUGAAGAAGCAGCUGGGAGAGAAUUCCUCCUCCUCCACGGACCGUCACGAGGUGCUGUCCGAGGUCAUAUAGCCCCCCCGAGCACCUCCAGGACAACCGGGGAGGGGGGAUGCUUUUACCAGCGCACAAGCAAACUCCUCUCCACCAUAGCAGUGUGACUACAUACUGAAGCCCCGCUCCACCUGUGCUGGGUGACUUUUUUUUUUUUUUUCUAAUGAACAGCAGUCCUCCUCGUAGUCCUGGCUGUCUCUCUGCAGCGACAGUGUUAACAGGAGCUAGAACAUUCAGUCUGCUUUGCGAAGAGAAAGACCAGGAGUGCUUCUGCUGGCAUUUCCACAAGGCUGCUUACCAGCCCUCAGCCCAGCCUAGGAAUCCUCUGCCAUGUGUUCUGCACAGUGACGCACACCACAGCCUGCCAGAGUUGUCUUAGAAGUCAUAUCUAAAGGUGGAACGUAGUCAGUGCUGUCCACAAAUGCAGGGAGUAUUGCAGUGUUGCUUUUGUAGCUGAAUGACCAAAAGAUCUGCAGCUAUUGAAACUCUAUAUACAAGAAUAUACGGAAUAUACAAUGUAUUCAGGUAUUUCAUUACAGCUUUAUGGUGUUUAUAUGUGUUUUUUAAUUUAUAUGCAGCUAUGGCCAAACGUUUUACGUCACCCUAUAGAAUUAACUAAUUUUGCUUAAAGUCGAGUGAAACCUGCUGAACAAUAUUACAUUAACAUAGUACUUAAUGAAAAAUGGUGACAUUUCAAAAUCUAACAUGAAAUACUGUACUACUAUUAUGACUUCCGGUAAACUUUUGCAAUUGUAGUUUCUUUGAUUACAUGAUGUUAAAUAAAAGAUCUAAAUUAUGUUCCUAUAGUUUAUUUUUAUUUUUUCAUUAUGUCUCAAUCCUAAAAUUCUAGGUGAGGCAAAACUUUUGGCCAGAGCUGUAAAUAAUAAAAAAAAAAAGAAAUCAUUGUAGUUGGACGUGCUUCUGGUUACACUCGUCUAAAAAAAAUCUGUGACAAUCAAUCUGAAUUCUGCGGGAGAGAUACUUUUUGAUCUGAUAAAGCUAUGUGAAAUUAGUUCAGGAAAUUAUGGUAUUUUGGGAAGUCAGAAUACAGAGUGGUAUGUAUACAGGUGUAAUUCUGCUAUAUAGAAUUCUGUUGGAUUGGGGAAUUCAAUCGCUCUGUCUUAUUCUCGUCACAUUAUGAGCAGCUUUUUGAGGUGUAAAAUACAGUACAACCCCCUCCCUUCUUUUGGAAGUAUAUUAAUAAUAUUUUGGGGUUCCUCUGCUUGCAGUAUUUGCUAUUCAGGAAUACCAAGGUAUACCAAGACAUUUUGUGAGCACGGGUGGUUGGAAACGUUUCUGAGUCACUUCACACAAUCUUUCUUCAUUUUGACAAAGCUCAGCAAGCAAGCGUCCAUCUCACACAAACCUGUUUAGAAGCCUCCAGGAUAUUCUCCCAUACUCUGCGGAAUGAGACUUUCCCUUUUAAGACCCCACAGAUCGACCCUUCAUUUCAUUAGGUAAUAAACAGCUGUGCAGGCCAUGUAUGAGUUUUCUAUUAUUGUAAUCUGGUCUGAAAGCAUGCCAUAGUUAAAAAUAACGCUGUAAAGGGCUGUUGGUGCUGAAGAUGUUGUUUUUGUUUAGUCGUUAGCGUGAAGUACGAAUAACUGAUUUGUAGACAUUGCAGCUCUGUUGUUUAAUUAGUAAUUCUGCUUUUGGGAACCCUGAAGCCUUUAAAAAAAUACAUUUGGACGAGGGGUGAUUGUGUGUAACGUGCAACAGCCAGCAGAGAGGAUAUUAAACAAGGUAUCAUGGUGUAUGAAACUACGUUUUAUUACCUGUAAAGCCUGAAAGUAUAGAUCUGCUCUUGUAGAGAUGCUGAAAGUUCGAUCCAUCCAGCCAUAGCAUAACCCGCACUUAUGCAGGCAGUGAUGCCACUUGGUCCUGAUGGGCUGCUCCUAUGAGCCAUAAUAAACUCAAAUGCUCAUUUCAUGGUGGACCAUUAAAUUAAGUGGAUGGUGGUAUUUCUGGAUAUUGAUGGUAUUAAUGAGAUGCUGUUCUUGGUUCGUCCAAUUAAAAAGCAGCCCCUCUCUCGCGCCUUCUUCAGUGCCUUGUCGAAAUGUAUUGCACAGUGAAGACCUCAAGCUGCUAUUGCAGAACCAUGAAAGAAGCUCCUUUUAAUGCUCAACGCUCCCGUAUGGUUAGUGUCACGUUGACCCUUUUGUGUGUCCGAUUAUUUUCAUUUAUUUUAUUUCGUUCAAAAUUGGUGCCAAGAUACAAGUUCAACGGCCAGGCCACUGUGGGUAGCAGUGAUGUACGUGUGUGAAAAAGCAAACAGAAACGUCAAUGGCAUUUAGAGCCCAGUGGCAGUGAGAUAAUGGGGUUGCAGGGAAGUCAGGAUUGAAUUGUGUCUGAUGUUUGCAGUUCAGUGUGUGUACAGCAUCUUUAUCAGCCUAUUGUGUGCCAAUUGUAAAGAUGCUACAUUAGUGUGCCUGUGCCUACAUUAGUGUUAAUUAAACUGCAAGAAGAAGAAACAAAAGUGAUUGUAGUGUUCAGGGAAUCUGUGUGCCUCGGAUGAAAGGGGACGUAGAAAUGGGUCUUGUUUGCUUUUAACCUAAGGGUAAAAAAAAAUGUUUUUACAGCUCUUUAAUGAACAGAGCACUUACUUACACUGAGUUAGAAGACAGCAAACAGACAUAAAAUCAGAAUAUCAUUAUUCAAAUAAUGGCACGUGCCUCAGUCUCUGGAGUUUUUUUUCUAUACAGGUAUAUAGACAAUGCCAGAAUUUUGUCUGCAAUGACUGUACACAUGAUCUAGCAAGGAUUCUAUCCAGAGACUCCGGGUAGCUGGUAAUAGCAGCCCAUGUUUUUAAAAAUACGACUCGCUGUUUGAUUUUUUUUUUUGCAUAGAUAUACAGUAUAUAUGUAGACAUUUUCUCUGUUGUGAUCCAUACCUUGCAGCUGAAAAGCCAUUUUCUCUCUUAUUUUUAUGUUUUGGUUUCAAGGUGAGAUGAAGGAUUUUACAGGUGAAAGCACCAGAACACUGACUAAAAAACUUAACAAAAUAAAGAAAAGGUCAUUUAAAUCUACUCUCAAUAGACAUUCUUGCUUUGAGAAAAGUGCCUGGAAAUAUCACAAGCAACUAAACAGAAAAUAGUUUCUAUGAUGUUUUCUCACCUUACUCACUGACACCUUAGUGCUAUCUACAGACUUUUAUAAUACACUACGCGUAUCCACGAGACGUUCACUUUUUAAAUGCCUUUCAUGUAUCUGUUUAGCAUUUACAAUGUGGGUGGCUUAAUGAAAGCUUUUUUCUUUCUUUGUUUUAUUUCUGUAUUGUUAUUUUAAUGGCUGGUAGUUUUAUACAUUAUUUAUACAUUGUAAUUUUUUUUUGAAUGAAAUAAAAAUUGAUUUUAGUUUUUAAAUGAUUUACACUAUAUAGAUUUGUAAAUAUGUUCAAUGCUGUUCUUUUUCAAGAUGUUGUCUUCACAGACAGCCACAUGUUUUGUUUUGAGAAAAAUGUAUGUAAAAACAUGUAUUCACAAUUCCAUCCUCUUUACUGUUAACUUGAAUGCACCAGAAUACUUUAUACAUAAUUAUUAUAAUAAAUAUAAUUUAAAAUCA
Molecule: messenger RNA, 6602 nt
Organism: Acipenser ruthenus (sterlet)
Lineage: Eukaryota; Metazoa; Chordata; Actinopteri; Acipenseriformes; Acipenseridae
Product: anoctamin-5-like
Exons: 23
Coding region: 193-3063 (956 amino acids)
Biological process (GO): chloride transmembrane transport
Cellular component (GO): plasma membrane
Molecular function (GO): chloride channel activity; protein dimerization activity
Source: RefSeq, a predicted model, not a curated record